UCUCCCACCUCUCUCUCCUCCUUGUUCCAGUUCAUCCUUUUUUUCUUCUCCCCUUUCUUCACUUUUGUUCUCCAAUCUAUUUCUCAAAAAAAAAAAAAAAAUCCCUUUUUGAAUUUAGUUGAUGUGUCCAUGGGAGUGAAUCAUGGGUAGGUCUCCAUGUUGUGAAAAGGCUCACACCAACAAGGGAGCUUGGAGCAAAGAAGAAGACCAAAAGCUCAUCUCCUACAUCAAAGCCCAUGGUGAAGGUUGCUGGAGAUCACUCCCCAAAGCUGCAGGUUUGCUUCGUUGUGGGAAGAGUUGUAGGCUCAGGUGGAUAAACUACCUUCGUCCCAAUCUCAAGCGUGGUAAUUUCACAGAGGAGGAAGACGAGCUCAUUAUCAGGCUGCAUGGCCUGCUUGGAAAUAAGUGGUCUUUGAUCGCCGGAAGAUUACCAGGAAGAACAGACAACGAGAUUAAGAAUUACUGGAACACACACAUCAAACGGAAGCUCCUUAGCCAAGGUGUUGAUCCUUAUAACCAUGGCCCUAUCCAUCAUGCCAUGGCCUUGGAAACCCAUCGAGCAGUUGCAAUCCAAAGUCAGAGCAAAGGAAUCGCCGAGCCCAACUUUGGUGAAGACAAUAGCGACGGAGGAUGUAGCGAAAGAGGAGAUAACCUUGAGCUCGACCUCAAUCUCUCUAUAAGCCUGCCUCACUACUCCCCAAAGUGUUCCGAUUCACAUGCUAAUUUAGAAGCAAACAAACGGUCCAUUUGCUUGUGUUGCCAUCUUAGUUUCAGGCAAAGUGGCCAGCCCUGUAGCUGCCUAAAUUCCGACGACAGUAAUCCACUUGUAUUGAGACUUUGGGACUCAUAAUGCAACCACGAGAUGACUUGAAGCCUUUAAUUAUCUUGUGAUUGAAGUCUAAUUAAAUGUGUCUUUAGAUGACAAAGCGAGAAAAGGAUGCAUGUCAAAUUAAGGUGGUAUGAAAUGUGUGUGAUCUUAUUGGGUCAUUUCUAAGAAAAUAUGGAAUUAUUUGUAGCUUUUUCAUUCGCUA
Molecule: messenger RNA, 1031 nt
Organism: Zingiber officinale
Lineage: Eukaryota; Viridiplantae; Streptophyta; Magnoliopsida; Zingiberales; Zingiberaceae
Product: myb-related protein 308-like
Exons: 3
Coding region: 143-850 (235 amino acids)
Source: RefSeq, a predicted model, not a curated record